This is a messenger RNA of Rotaria sp. Silwood2, 2058 nucleotides long. NCBI's taxonomy places the organism in Eukaryota, Metazoa, Rotifera, Eurotatoria, Philodinida, Philodinidae. The record is from the annotation of a GenBank genome assembly.
AUGAUUAUUGUUAUGGCCUAUAAUGAGGAGGGAAGGAUUCUUCGAGUAAAUACUUCUCGUCUAUGGCAUAUCUUGGAAACAGCAAUAGGCAUUACAAUAACUGAUAAAUUAAUUAAUGAAGAUUUAGAACAACUUCUUAAUCUUACUCAAAUAGAAAAAGAUGAACAAACAAAAUGUUUAACUUUAUUAGAAAAAGAACAUGGUGACUUAUUAAUCAAAAUGAAAGAAAUUCAAUUAUCACUUGAACAUUUUCGUACAUCAAUUUUACAGACAACACAAAAUAUAAAUGAAAUAAAAUUACAAAUUAAUAAUCAACAACAUACUAAUGAUCAUAUUCAUGAACAAUCAUCGAAAAGAAUAAAUAAUUUAGUUAUAAAUAUAAAAGAUGUUCAAACAUUACUUGUUGAUUAUAAAUUUCUUAUCAAUGAAAUUCAUGAUUUAUUAAAAUUAAUUUUUCAUAUUCAAACACAAAUUGAAAUUCAUCAUAAAACAAUAUUUAAUUAUCAAACAAAUUUAGAAAAAUAUAAACAAGAUUUAACAUUAAAUAUUAUUAAUCGGACUACUUAUGAAAAUCAAAUAUUAUAUUUACAAAAAAAAAUUGAACAACAACAUGAAAAUUUUAAAUACUUAAAAAAUCAACAAAUACAAAUCAUUAAAAAUCGUCAAGAACUUUAUCAGCAUAUUGAUAUUCUUGAAAUAGAAAAAAAUCAAAUAUUAAAUAAUCAACAACACUUAAUCGAUAUAAUUAAACAAUCAAAUAUUAAAAAAAAAUUAUUAGAAAAAGAAAUUUUUCAUUCAAAUCAUUCUAUUCAAAAGUUACAAUAUUCAUAUAGAAAAUUAUUUAAAGAUCAUAAUAAACAACAAAAUAUUACAAAUAAUUUGCAAAAAACAAUUCAAGCAAAUGAACAACGAUUACAAGUAACGAAAAUUGAGAUAAACGCACUCAGUGAACAAGUGCAACAACAAAAUCAUCUAAUAAAUUAUAAUGAAAUUCAAUUUGAUUUUCAUACAAAAGAAUUACAAGAUCUUGAAAAUUGUUUAUUAACAACACAUGAACAACUGAAUGAUCAACGUACAAUAGUUAAUGAAAGCAAAACUAAAGUCAAAUUACUUAAACAAAAAAUACAUAAACUAAGUGGUGAUGAAAAACCAUUGUCAAAAGAAAUAUCAUAUAAUCAAAAACAAGUCAGACAAAAUGAAAUCAAUCAUCAUCAAGUAGAACUUAUUUUAAAACAAAAUGAAACUAAAAUUAAUCAAUAUAAAACAAUCAUUGCAAAAUUAACGUUAGAUUCGAAACAAAAUGAUCGUAUUCUUAAACAAGAAAAUUUUUCAUUAGAACAAUGUUAUCAUCAAACAGUACAGUCAAAAGAAAAUAUCAAGAUAUUGAAUAAAGAUUUAAAUCAUUUGGAAUAUAAUUAUCAGACUUUGAAAGAAAUAUUUCAUUGUACUGAAAAUGAAAAUAAAUUAUUGAAACAACAAUAUGCAGAUUUAACUUUUAUAGUACAAUUACUUGGACAUAGACAAACAAUGCUUAAUAAUGAAUUAGAACCAUUGUAUAAAACAAUAAAACGUCUUACUACACAGCAUCUUAAACAAGUGAAGAUGCUUGAACAAACAAAAUCAGAUAUUAAUAUUUUACAGAAAUAUGAUUGUCAUUUACAAUCAUAUAAUCAACAUUUACAUCAAUCAAUUUCAUUUAAAUCUCUAGAAAAUAAUGAAUAUCUUAAUUCACAAAGUAUUUCAAAUCAAUGCACUAAUUUUCAAAAUCAACUUAUAUUAGAAAUGAAAAAAAAUUCUAAUCAUAUGUAUUAUUGGCAUAUAUUUAUGAUGAGUUCACCUGAUAAAUUCAAUAAUGUAUCAAAGUUAUUUUUAAUAAAAAAGAAAAUUGUUCAUAAAACUAAUGAACUUAUAAAUUUAAAAAAAAUCUUCUUUGAAAAAGAAACUUUACAUCGAUAUUUAAAUCAAAUUUAUUUACGAAGACAAAAACUUUAUGAAAAAUUGAAUUCACAUAAUGUACUCAAAAAUAAGUUAAUUAAAGAGAAAAAAAUUGUGAAGUAA